Messenger RNA from Cannabis sativa, 1224 nucleotides. Its product is annotated as protein BOBBER 1. Gene Ontology annotation, cellular component: cytoplasm. Lineage: Eukaryota; Viridiplantae; Streptophyta; Magnoliopsida; Rosales; Cannabaceae. Gene Ontology annotation, biological process: protein folding. The transcript has 6 exons. The coding region runs from base 166 to 1062 and encodes 298 amino acids. The record is from RefSeq and is a predicted model, not a curated record.
AAUGUAAUUCUAGAACACUCUAAACUUAGAUAACUCAGAGACUAUAUAAAUAUGUAUGUACUUGAUUGGUGGUCAAAUCUAAGUCUAAACCCUACUCAGACUCACUACUCUCAAAUCACCAUUCUCAGCUCACAUUCAUUUCUCUGAUCCGAUUCACACCCAGCUAUGGCGAUAAUCUCCGAGUUCGAGGAAGAGCACAAAGAGACCAAACCUAAGCCCAACCCCAAUCUCAAGCCCUCCGCAUCCCCUUCUUCAUCAUCAUCAGCCACGGCGUCCUUUACUGCCACUUUGAAUCCCUCCAAUCCGCUAGGGUUCUUGGACAAAGUUUUCGAAUUUGUCGCUCAACAUAGUGAUUUUCUCGACAAAGUUACCGCGGAGAAGGAGAUUUUGUCUGUUGCUCGCGUCGCUAAGGAGAAGGAGAAGGAGAGUAAGAGGAGAAAGGUGGAAGAGGUCGAGGAGAAGAAGGUGAGUGUGGUGCCUAAGAAAGAAGAAGAAGAGGAGGAAAAGUCUCCUGUGAAAGUAGAAAACAAGGAGGAAAGCGGUCUCAGAGCUCCCAAUCUUGGGAAUGGGCUUGAUCUUGAAAAAUACUCAUGGACGCAGAGCCUGCAAGAAGUUACUGCAGUUAUCCCAGUGCCCGCUGGAACCAAGUCAAGGUCGGUUGUCUGUGAUAUAAAGAAGAACCAUCUAAAGGUUGGACUCAAGGGUCAGCCACCUAUCAUUGAUGGGGAGCUCUUUCGGCCCGUCAAGCCUGAUGAUUGUUACUGGAGCAUAGAGGAUCAAAGUUCUAUCUCUAUUCUUUUGACCAAGCAUGAUCAAAUGGAUUGGUGGAAAUCUUUGGUGAAAGGUGAUCCUGAGAUUGACACCCAAAAAGUUGAACCUGAAUCAAGCAAGUUAUCUGACCUGGACCCAGAAACUCGACAGACAGUUGAAAAGAUGAUGUUUGAUCAGAGACAGAAGUCUAUGGGACUCCCAAGCAGUGAAGAAAUGCAGAAAGAGAACCUUCUGAAGAAAUUCAUGGCUGAGCACCCGGAGAUGGAUUUUUCAAGGGCUAAGAUUUCAUAAGUUGCUUGCCAUUCAAAAAUGUGUGUUUCAUCCCAACUUUACCAUAUGGAUACAAGUUACCUAUUAGGGUUUACCUCAAUUUUUCUUGUCAUUUUUUGAUGCUAGACUGUUUCUGAACUCUUAUCAUAUAAUGAUAUAAUAAUAGCAAAGUUUAUAUUUUAA